AUGGAACAUCAACCACAUAUACUGCUCUUGCCGUUCCCUGCACUAGGCCACAUCAAACCCUUGCUCAGCCUAGCAGAGCUCCUAUGCCAGGCUGGCCUCCACGUUACUUUCCUCAACACCGACCACAUGCAUCGCAGCCUCACUCGCCUACCACAGCCCUCUUCUCACUUUCCCACCCUCUACUUUGACUUCAUCUCCGAUGGCCUGCCCACCGAUCACCCCCGCAAUAUGAAGCUUAUUGGGGAGUUAAUGAUCUCGCUCAAGUCCGUCACCAAGCAACGCUUCCGCGAUCUGCUCGCUGAGUUGAGCACAAAGUCCGAGCGUCCGGUCACUUGUGUAAUAGCCGAUGGCAUUAUGUCCUUCGCAGUUGAUAUUGCUAAGGAAUUGGGCGUUCGCGUAAUUACGUUUUGGGCCUUCAGUCCUUGCUGCUUGUGGCCUUUUCUCUGCCUCCCGAAGCUCAUUGAGGAAGGUCAGCUCCCUGUUGGAGGUGAGGAUGACGAUAUGGAUCGGAUGGUCAAAGGCGUGCCAGGAAUGGAAGGCCUUUUGCGACGUCGAGAUUUACCCAGUAUUUGUAGACGACAAUUGGAUAGCCCCAUCUUUCAAUUCUACGUCGAGCAGAUCAAGGCCAUGACUCAAACUUCAGCUCUCAUACUCAACACCUUUGACCGCCUCGAAGAUCCCACUCUCUCUUACAUCGCCCCUCUCUUUUCUAAAAUUUACACAAUUGGACCUCUCACUGCUCUUCUGACAUCCCAUAUUGAACAUGACAUUUUACCGUCUUUAUCGUCCUUUAAUAAUUUAUGCGAAGCGGACCGCAGUUGCAUGACCUGGCUCGAUUCACAAUCGUUAAGAUCCGUUGUUUACGUUAGCUUCGGCACCACGGGGUUGAUGAAACGUAGUCAGUUGUUGGAGUUUUGGCACGGCCUGGUCAACAGUGGCAAGCCGUUUUUAUGGGUUGUACGGCGUGAUGACAUUGAGGGUGCGGAAGCAGAGCACCCAAUACCAGAGGAGCUACAAGUGGGCACCAAAGAAAGGGGCUUUUUAGUGGAUUGGGCUCCACAAGAAGAAGUCUUGGCCCAUCAGGCGGUGGGUGGGUUUUUGACCCAUAAUGGCUGGAACUCAACCCUAGAGGGCAUUGUUGCUGGGGUCCCUAUGGUUUGUUGGCCCACACUCGCCGACCAGCAAAUUAAUAGCAGGUGGGUUAGUGAGGUAUGGAGAAUUGGCCUUGACAUGAAGGACACGUGUGAUAGAUCGACGAUUGAGAUGAUGAUAAGAGCAGUGAUGGAGGAGAGAAGGGAGGAAAUGAUGAGGUCAAUGGAUCGGAUUGUGAAAUUGGCUCAUGAUUGUGUUAACCAUGGUGGAUCUUCCUACCACAAUUUGGACAAGCUUAUUGAAGACAUAAAAGAAAUAUGAUUUACGACCUUAUUUUCCAUAAGUCUUAAUGCAUUAUGCAUGCAUGUACGUACGUA
Molecule: messenger RNA, 1469 nt
Organism: Corylus avellana
Lineage: Eukaryota; Viridiplantae; Streptophyta; Magnoliopsida; Fagales; Betulaceae
Product: 7-deoxyloganetic acid glucosyltransferase-like
Molecular function (GO): quercetin 7-O-glucosyltransferase activity; quercetin 3-O-glucosyltransferase activity
Source: RefSeq, a predicted model, not a curated record